Messenger RNA from Sitophilus oryzae (rice weevil), 910 nucleotides. Its product is annotated as peroxiredoxin-6-like. The record is from RefSeq and is a predicted model, not a curated record. The transcript has 4 exons. Gene Ontology annotation, biological process: cellular oxidant detoxification; cell redox homeostasis. Gene Ontology annotation, cellular component: cytosol; mitochondrion. The coding region runs from base 163 to 819 and encodes 218 amino acids. Lineage: Eukaryota; Metazoa; Arthropoda; Insecta; Coleoptera; Curculionidae. Gene Ontology annotation, molecular function: peroxiredoxin activity.
CAUCCUUCCUAAGCGCACCAUAGAUAAGAGAAAGCGGACACGGAUAUAACCUCACAAAUUGCGGCACCAAAUCAAAACAAAACUAUAAAAUCUUUGCUGCCUCUUAAGCCAAAUUAUAGGUGUAAAGUUUUAUUAUUCAGAUAAGGCUGUUUAGUUUUAAUAAUGGUAAAGUUAGGUGAAACAUUUCCAAACUUUUUUGUAAAAACCACGUUCGGAGAUAUGUAUUUACAUGAUUGGUUUAAGGAUUCAUGGGGUGUUUUCUUUUCCCAUCCCGCAGAUUUUACUCCUGUAUGUACAACCGAGUUGGGAAGAGCGGUACAACUGAAAGAAGAGUUUGCGAAGCGUAACUGUAAACUGAUUGCUUUAUCUUGUGACUCGGUAGAGUCUCACUUGCUAUGGGAAAAGGAUAUAAAAUAUUGGGCAGGUAGAGAUAGUGAGUUUCCCUUUCCCAUUAUUGCAGAUGAAGACAGGGAACUGGCUAUAGUUUUAGAAAUGCUCGAUCCAAGCGAAAGGGAUUCUAAGGGCCUUCCAUUAACUGCAAGAGCAGUUUUUAUUGUAGAUCCCGAUAAAAAAUUACGUUUGUCAAUAUUAUAUCCUGCUACAACAGGAAGAAACAUGAAUGAAAUAUUGCGGGUUCUAGAUUCCCUAAAACUUUGUGAUAAGUACAAAGUAGCGACACCCGUCGAUUGGAAGCAAGGAGAUGAAGUUAUGAUUCAACCUACAGUAUCUGAAGAAGAGCGCAAGGUUUUAUUCCCUUCUAUGACAAGUUCAAGUUUACCUACUGGAAAGAACUAUAUUAGGAAGACAUUUGUCAAUUAAGACUAACUAAAAUCUCAGUUGUAUAGUUGUUUAUAAUGUUUUGUAUUGCUAUUCUUAAGGAAUAAAUUGAAAGGAUAACAUUUUAUUAAUA